This is a messenger RNA of Acanthosepion pharaonis, 1419 nucleotides long. NCBI's taxonomy places the organism in Eukaryota, Metazoa, Mollusca, Cephalopoda, Sepiida, Sepiidae. The record is from the annotation of a GenBank genome assembly.
AUGAACGCCCGUUUCCGUUUUUGUCUACGGCGAGCGACGUCCAUAUUUGUUCACCGCCGCCGCCGUAACUUUUUCUUCUUCUUCUUCUUUCUUGUUCUCUUCUUCUUUCUUGUUCUCUUCUUCUUCUUCUCCGUCUACAACUUGUUUUCUUCUGAACUGUUGAACUUUUUCCUUAAUAACGUCUUCUUGAAAAAGAUGGCUGAAGACAGUGCAGGGAUCAUAACAGUAACUUGUGGAAACUUAGUUGGCAAACUACACAUGGAUAAAUUCAUUUGCCCAGGCAUUCAUCGUGAAUGUAUAGAGUUUGAUGGCCGUUUUAUAUCCCCCAAACUUUUUUCUGUGAUGGGUGAAAAGGAAAAGCUGAAAGACUGGAAAAAUGCUGUUCGAAUGAAUGGCAUCCAGCUGAGAAAAUAUAUAGAAUCAGGUCAGCUGGAUUUCACCAACCACCAAGAACUAUGCACUGGACGUUGUGUUCCUCGUGCUCCCUUAAAGACAAUGGUAUUUGAUGAUGGCACUGUGGCACCAUUCUCCUCUCUGCUAGCAGGAACUGGCAUUGUCCUAAAGGAGAAUAAUUAUGUCUAUGACAGUGAAGAAAGCAACAUGAAUCACACUGAAGCAUCAGGAAGUCAAAAUAUGUAUAUAAGUCAGUAUUAUAACAGGGACGAUUGGCAUUAUAAUCAUGACAUUAAACCAAAUGUGGAAGUUUUACAUAAGACGAUUACAUUGGAUAAUUCUGAUGAGCAGCCACCUGACGAAAGCCAAUUAUUCUGGAAAGGCAUUAUUGAACUGGGACUCGCAGAUGAAAUUUUCCGGGAAAUCAAGACGACUUUGGAUAAUCUGAAACUUAAUUUAAUCCGGAACAAUUGUCAACUAGAUGAAGUGCGGAAAGUAUCAACAGUUGUGAAUGAAUUGGGCCUGUCUGCAAAACUCAAGUAUCGAUUAGCAGCUCACAAAACUGACAUGGAGAGACAAAAAGAUAAACUUGAUAAAGAAAUGGAAGAAUUACGUCGUCGUGUGGCUGAAGCAGAACACAAAAAGGAACUUUUGAAACGGAAGUCACAGUGUUUUGAUCAUCUUCUAGAAAUAAGCAAAACAGCUAAAUGCCAGGGUCUGAAGGCAGACAGCAGCACUCUUUAUAACAUGCAUGCCUCGUCACCAAGCCCGGAUAGCAGCCAGUUACCUGAACGUGAGGCUCUGGCCACCGUCCAUCAUCUGUACCUCCACUCGGCUUUACUGCUUGAUCAAUAUACUGCUUGUAUUUCCAUGCAUCGCAGAAACACACUACACUUUUUCCUUCCUUCUUUCCUCUUCUUUCCUCUGCUACAACACUGUCUUCUUUUCUUUAUUUUUCUUUUAAAGCUUAUUUUCUUAUCAUAUAGAAAUGAAUUCCCCAAAUCACAAAUUGUUCUCCUUCAAUGA